Messenger RNA from Acanthoscelides obtectus, 1632 nucleotides. The record is from the annotation of a GenBank genome assembly. Lineage: Eukaryota; Metazoa; Arthropoda; Insecta; Coleoptera; Chrysomelidae.
GUUUUACUUACGAUUCCUCAGUUAAAGUUUGCGUUAGUAAAUUCUCUGAUAUUGCAGUUCCAAUAUAAGCGUAAUAGAAUAAAUUUUGUGUUUGGCUAGCAGUUUAAAAGAUACGUUUAGAAAUACAUAUUGUAAUCCGUCAGUUAGUGUAAUAUCUUCGUAAUUUGUUAAGUGAUAAAGAAUAUGCAAAACAAACAAGAUAUGGUAACUGCAAUGGAAGAGCUAAGGCUCAAACUUAAAGACGGAGAUUCUCAAAAUGACGAUAUAGAAAUUGAGAAAAACUUGAGAGAGUUUAUAACAGAACUUUAUAUCAAAAGGGAAGAGGUGAGGAGUCUGGAAGAAGAUAACAAGCAACUGCUAUGCAAUAACAGCGAAUUGAGAAAACAACUAGACGAAUCUAAUAAAACAUGCAAAGAAAUUCAAAUGAAUUUGGAUAUGCUGAAACAAAAAUCACCAAAUGUAGAAGAGGAGCUGUUUGAGAAGAGGGACACUUUGGUGAAGUUGCAAAUGCAGUCUAAGACUGCGUUGUUGGAUAUAACGACUUUGAAAGAAAAACUCGAAAAGUCAGAGUUCGAGCGAAAUGACCUGUCUAAGAAAUUGGACAUGCUUGAAAAUAAGUUCAAGCACAGCUGCACUUAUCAGAAUGAAAUAAUGAAGAGAGACAGUGAACUUCGUCGACAGAUUGAAGAUAUUAACGAGGGGCUUAUUAAACUUAAGUCUGACCAAGCUAUGGUUGCCGAACUAGCAAAACAACCGGAUCUGGCAGUAGAUGCAAUGGUCAGAAUGCAGCAACUCUCACGGAAGAUUGAAAAACUCGCGCAAGAAAGAGAUCAAUAUCAAGAUCUUUACGUCAAGAUUAAUGGAAAAUUACGCAUAUUGGAGGAAAGUCUUUCACAAGAAGUCGACGCAACUGAUUUGGAUUCCUUGACAACAAUGAUUUUCAAAAAGUGGAAGCUGAGCGAACAGCACUACCACACUCAGAUAGAAGAGAAAAAUGAUCUGUUAACUAAACUGUGUGAAACGAUUAAAAACGAGCAGGCUACAAAUGAAAAACUAAUCUUCGAGAAUGAGGAACUUAAGAAAAUGUAUGAGGGUUUGCAGCAAGAAAUCCAAGAAAUCAAAAAAAAGAAAGAGGGGGAAUUAAAUGGAAAAACUGACGAGAAAAAUGAUGAAGUGGAGUUUGUUACCGUGAAGUCAGAAACCAUACUAAUUGAUGACUGAAAAUUUAAUGUUUUGUUCGCAAUGUUUGUUUAGUUGGAUUUAAUUAAGUAUUGCUAAUAUAUACGUGGUGUCCCAUUUUAAUCUCCCCACCUGAAUAUUCCGAAAACUGCACCUACUAGAAAAAAUUUGUAGGGUUUCUGGGGGAAAAUGAGGCUGACCUUAACGAUGACCUUGACUAUAAUCUUUAGAUCAUUUCGAGGUCAAAAGACUAUUUUCAAAUAAAACCUCCCUUUUUCACAUCUGAAUUGAAAAGAGGACCAAAUUUUACGUCCAAGCAUCAUCUGGGCAAUGAUCCGGACCUUCAAGGUCAAUACAAGAUAAAAACAAUUUGCUCUAGCGAAAAUGUUCGACAGCACAGUUGUGAGGUUUGCGGGAUCACCAAAAUGUUACCUUGACCAUAACCUUUAAGGU